AUGUCUCAGGGGCCUGGGCUGGAUGGGGGGGGUCUGCAGGCACACCUGCCCAGGUGGACACGUGCUCUUUCUUCCAUGCAGGUGUGCUCCCCAGAAGGGGGGCCGCUCCCAGCCAACCACUGGGACCAGAACGGCCCGGCCCAACGCCAGCAGCAGCUCCAGCCCAGCCAGCCCAGCCAGCCCCAGGGGUCCCUCCCAGCCCCGUCGGUACUCCCGGACCCCGGGCAGCCCUGCCAGCCCCAGCGGCCACUCCCGGGUCAGCACAGCUGGCCUCAGCAGUCACUUCUGGGCCUGAGACAGCCCUGCCAGCCCCGGCGGUCACUUCUGGGCCCUGGUCAGCCCUGCCGGCCCCAGCGGUUGCCUCCGGCCCCAGAUCAGCUCUGCCGGCCCCAGCGGUCACGCCUGGCUCAGCCCUGCCGGCCACAUUGGACUCUCCCAGGCCCCAAGCAGCGCUGCCGGCGCCUGCGAUCCCUCUUGGCCCCCUGCCUCCACUGCCGGCCCCUGCGGUCCCUCCUGGCCCCGUGUCACCGCUGCCGGCCCCUGCGGUCCCUCCUGGCCCCAUGUCACCACUGCCGGCCCCUGCAGUCUCUCCUGGCCCCGUGCCUGCACUGUUGGCCCCUGCGUUCAUGGGCCACCCCAUGUUUCUGUGGCCAGCCCAGUAGGGCUUCUUCAGGACAGCGCCGGCCCCUGCGGUCCCUGCUAGCCCAGUGCCAGCAGUGCCAGCCCCCACGGUCACUCCUCACCCUGCGACCACGCCGCCGGCCUGCCAGCACCCUCUCAGGCCAGUGCUGCUGCCCCCGGCGGGCACUUGUAGCUCCACACAGCCAGCCCCGCAGGUCCCUCCUGGGCCAGCCCAGUCGCCCCCAGCGGUCACUCCUAGGCCUAAGUCAGCCCCAGCAAUUAGUCGAAGCCCCAGAACAGCCUGUCCAACCCAAACCUCCACUGCUGGGCCCAGGACAGCCAUGCCAACAAAAGCGACCGCUCAUGGGCCCAGAACAGCCCUGCCAGCCUCUGCGGUCACUUCUGGGCCCAAGCCAGCCCUGCAAACCCCAGCCAUUACUUCCCAUCCCUGAUCGCCCUUCACUCCUGGGACAGCUGGGUCCACCCCGCCGGCCUCUCCUAGGACCCCCAUGCCAGCCACGGCGUUCCCUGUUGGAUCUGGUGCCAGCCCGUCAACCCCAGCUUUCACUCCUGGCCCUGGGCCGUCCCUGCCGGCCCCUAAGGUCACGUUGGACCCGAUCCUCUGCCCCUGGGGUGGCCCGCCAUGCCCCGUCUCCACCGGGACCUGGGUGGUGUGUGCCUGAUUCUGGGGGCAGGACAGGACUGCCAAUCCUGCCCCUCCCCAGCAAGCAGGACCACGGAUGCAGGGCCUUGCAGACACUCAUGUGCACAGCUGCAUGCGCUCACAUGAGUCCCCAUCCCCAAGAGCCUGCUGGCAGCGCAUCUCCUAGGGGCCUUUCUCCUGCCCACAUGCCAUGUGGUGACCACCUGCUGCAGCAGGUGCUGCCAUCAGCACAACAGGACUCCAGCCUGGACAUUCCCCCUGGCUGA
This is a messenger RNA of Galeopterus variegatus (Sunda flying lemur), 1551 nucleotides long. RefSeq names its product integrator complex subunit 3 homolog. The record is from RefSeq and is a predicted model, not a curated record. Lineage: Eukaryota; Metazoa; Chordata; Mammalia; Dermoptera; Cynocephalidae. The coding region runs from base 1 to 1551 and encodes 516 amino acids. The transcript has 3 exons.